CAAGCCUGAAACCACAGACACCUGUGAAAACAAACCCUGCCUGGAUGCUUGCUCACCAAUACUAUCUCUCUGUAUCUCUCUCAUCUCCUCCAGACCCAACUGUGAUGCUUCCUGACUGAUGAUGAUAUAACAGUGCUCAGAAGCCAGAAGGCUGCAUUUUCAGCUGAACAUACCUGAGUUGUCUCCAUCACCAUGGAAACCCGAAAAGACGAAGCUACUCUGGCCAAGGGAGCAGCAGCCUCUGUGGAUACCCAGGACCAAGGAGCAGAGAAAGGAGCCAAGAACAAGGCAGCUGAGACAAUAGAAGGGCCAGCGUCAGAGCCACCCUCAUCUGGCCCAGGUAGGCUGAAGAAAACUGCCAUGAAACUCUUUGGUGGCAAGAAGGGCAUCUGUACCCUGCCUAGCUUCUUUGGAGGGGGACGGAGCAAAGGUUCUGGGAAAAGCAGCUCCAAGAAAGGCAUUAGCAAGAGCAGGACCCAUGAUGGCCUGAGUGAAGCAGCCCGUAGCCAUGAAGACAUUGUCAGUGAAGGAACUGUCCUCUCCUUACCUUUGCCUGAGUCGCCCUGCCAACUUGCCAGUUCUCAGAGUGCCCAUGGGGCUUUGGAGACAGGCUCCAAAUGCAAGACAUCUAUAGCAGGAGCCAUAGAGAAAGCUGGGGCUGAGAGGGGGGUUUCCUCUGUGCCCAAGCCAAAGAAAGGACUGAAAGGUUUUUUCAGCAGUAUUCGCCGUCACCGGAAGAAUAAGGUCUCUGGUGCUGAGCAAAGUGAGCCAGGAGCCAAGGGGCCUGUGGAGCCCAGAGCCAGACCUCAUGAACAUGUGAGCUCAGUCCUUCUGUCCCAUGCUGAGGAAACCCUUCAAGACCCAAAAAAGGAAAAUGCCAAACCCCAAGAUAUCCCUGGGCCAAAAGUUUCUUCAGCAUCAGAGCCUUCUCCAGCAGCCAUUGAGAAGACAACCUGUAAAGAUUCAGAAAAACCCAUGAGAGUCUGUGACUCAGUGCUUCUGCAGCCCAAGCCUGCCCCUAAAACCAGUGGCCCAGAAGAACCCCAGAGCUCAGAAACAGGGGAUAAAGUGGUGGCAGGAGAUGUAAAUCCACUCAAUGGCCCUGUGGGGGACCAACUGAGCCUCUUGUUUGGAGAUGUCACAUCCCUGAAAAGUUUUGAUUCACUGACAGGUUGUGGUGACAUCAUAGCAGAGCAGGACAUGGACAGUAUGACAGACAGCAUGGCCUCUGGAGGCCAGAGGGCCAACCGAGAUGGGACCAAGCGAAGUUCCUGCCUGGUUACCUACCAAGGAGGUGGGGAGGAGAUGGCCUUGCCAGAUGAUGAGGAGGAGGAAGAAGAGGAGGAAGAGGAGGUGGAAUUAGAGGAAGAAGAAGAAGUCAAGGCGGAAGAAGAUGAUGACUUAGAAUAUCUGUGGGCAAGUGCUCAGAUGUACCCAAGACCCAAUCUGAAUCUGGGCUACCAUCCCACCACUUCACCAGGCCACCAGGGCUACUUGCUCUUUGACCCAGUUCAGUCUUAUCCUUGCUUAGCUCCUGGAGACCUUUUGACUCCUCAGAGUGACCAGCAAGAGUCUGCCCCCAAUAGUGAUGAGGGAUAUUAUGACUCAACCACACCUGGAUUUGAGGAUGAUUCAGGGGAGGCCCCAGGGCUUAUCCGAAGGGAUUGCCUGCCCCGAGACAGCUACAGUGGAGAUGCCCUCUAUGAAUUCUAUGAGCCAGAUGAUAGUCUUGAGAACUCCCCACCUGGGGAUGACUGCCUUUAUGACCUCCAUGGUCGCAGCUCUGAAAUAUUUGACCCCUUCUUGAACAUUGAGCCCUUUUCUUCCUCUCGGCCACCUGGUGCAAUGGAGACAGAAGAAGAACGGCUAGUGACCAUCCAGAAGCAGUUGUUGUAUUGGGAGCUUCGACGGGAGCAGCGAGAGGCCCAAGAGGCCCGCGAGGCGUGUGCCCGGGAGGCUAACACCAGGGAGGCCUAUACCCAAGAAACUCAUGCUAGGGAGGCUCAUGCUCGAGAGGCCCACACCCAGGAAACUCAUGUCAGAGAGGCCCGAGCCCGAGAGUCCUAUGCCAGGGAGGUUUGUGCCCGAGAGGCCUGUGCUAGGGAGGCCCAGGCCCGAGAGGCUCGUGCUCGAGAGGCCCAAGUCCGAGAGUUCCAGGCACGGCAAGAGAAGCCCAUCAUGGAGUAUCAGAUGAGGCCCUUAGGCCCAUCAGUGAUGGGCUUGGUGUCAGGGGCAUCAGGGGCUUCUCAGACUUCACACCGAGGAACCACGUCAGCUUUCCCUGCCACUGCAAGCAGCCAGCCAGACUGGAGGGACUUCCGUCCUCUGGAGAAGCGUUUUGAGGGAACCUGCUCCAAGAAGGAUCAAAGUACCUGCCUGAUGCAGCUCUUUCAGAGUGACGCUAUGUUUGAGCCAGACAUGCAAGAAGCAAAUUUUGGAGGCUCUCCCAGGAGGGCCUACCCUACUUAUUCACCCCCCGAAGAGCCAGAGGAAGAGGAGAUUGGGAAGGAAGGGAAUGCCACAGUGAGUUUCUCGCAAGCCCUUGUGGAGUUCACUAGCAAUGGGAACCUCUUCUCCAGCAUGUCCUGUAGCUCUGACACUGACUCAUCGUUUACUCAAAACCUCCCUGAGCUGCCCCCCAUGGUGACCUUUGACAUUGCGGAUGUGGAACGGGAUGGGGAAGGCAAAUGUGAAGAGAAUCCUGAGUUCCACAAUGAUGAGGACCUUGCAGCCUCUUUAGAAGCUUUUGAACUAGGCUACUACCAGAAACAUGCCUUUAACAACUACCGUAGCCGAUUCUACCAAGGCCUGCCCUGGGGUGUGAGUAGUCUCCCUCGAUACUUGGGACUGCCUGGCAUGCACCCACGACCUCCACCUGCUGCCAUGGCCCUCAACAGGAGGAGUCGCUCCCUUGAUACUGCAGAGACCAUGGAGCUGGAGCUAUCCAAUUCCCACCUGGCCCAGGGCUACAUGGAGUCUGAUGAGCUUCAGGCUCAGCAGGAAGAUUCAGAUGAAGAAGAGGAAGAAUGGGGCCGAGACAGUCCCUUGUCCCUCUAUACUGAGCCUCCAGGGGCCUAUGACUGGCCUGCCUGGGCUCCCUGUCCUCUCUCAGUGGGGACAGGCCCUGCCUGGAUAAGUACCAGUCAGUUAGAUGGGCCUUCUAGCCAGUCUCCAUAUGGGCAGGCAGCCUGUUGCAUACCUCCUGUGGCUAUGUCAGUAUUGCUGUCAGUAUCAGGGCCAGAGCCAAGGGGACCUGGGGAAUCUGGGCCUCAACUAGCUCGGCCUUCCCACCUACCCCUUCCCAUGGGCCCUUGUUAUAACCUCCAGCCACAUAGUGGGAGGGCCAGGCCUCGAGAUACGUUUCUGCCUACUGAUGAGCCCAGUUGCUCCUCCAGUUCUGGAGGCUUCAGCCCCAGCCCUCUGCCCCAGGUCAAGCCUGUGGGCAUCACCCAUGGCAUCCCUCAGCUGCCCAGGAUCCGGCCUGAGCCCCCACAGCCUCAGCCCAUCCACUAUGGGGCUUCCAGCCUUGACCUGUCAAAGGAGAAGGCUGAGCAAUGUGCCUCUCUUCCCACUAGCUACUCUUCCACUGCCAUGAAUGGAAACCUAGCUGAGUAGUCAUCAUCAAUUCUGGAGUGGGCGCAUGGGGCCUGAGCAUGGGAUUGGGGAUCAGGGGUUGGACAGAGGGGUUCAGAGGUGGGGGUUGCUGUUUAACUUGAAAAUCCUUUUGGCCAAGGAAAGCUCCUAUGAGUUUUCACCUGUUUUCCCACUUCCCUCUUCUGCCAUCUGGUCACAUUCAGCUCAAGUACAUCUGCCCCAGGAGGCUACUACU
Molecule: messenger RNA, 3829 nt
Organism: Miniopterus natalensis
Lineage: Eukaryota; Metazoa; Chordata; Mammalia; Chiroptera; Miniopteridae
Source: RefSeq, a predicted model, not a curated record